CAUGUCCGCGCAUGUUAUUGAAGCUAAACUUCCGGUGUCUGAAAACAUGCAGAGAACACUCACAUUCUCCAAUUUAUGCAAACAUUUCAAUAGAUUUUCAACAAAUUCAACUGCUACAUUAUCCACACUUUUCCGUACAAACAGCAUAUUUAUUAUAGAGAAAAACCAUAUUGAAAAAGACAAAGGAGUAGCUCCAAGUUGUCUUCUGAAAAAAAAUGGUGUACAAAUUAAAUCUCAAGUCAGAUUUUAUGCAAGAAAAAGGAUGGUACUUAAUUUUGACUUUUCAGGUGAUUUGGUAAAGGAAACAGAUAAGGUUAACAAAGAGGAAUUAUUUUUCCCAUUCAAAGAAAUUGGAGGUUUAGAAGAUGUAGAUGAUACUGUUAAAAGACUCCUCAGUUUGGAGUUCUGUGACUCAAAAGAACGCUCAUUUCACAAAGAAUACGAAUUGAUGAAAAAGAUUGAUGAGUUAUUUGGGCCUAAUGCUGAAUUGGAGAGGAAAAUUGUCAAAUUUACUAUUUCCAUAAGAAAGAUGGUACCUUAUUGUCUAGAAAGAACAGCAGAUAAGAAAAAUAAAUCAGUACUAAAUGAGAGUAUUGCAAAGCGAAAGAAAUUUUUAAAAGAAUUAAGAGCUGAAGAUUAUGAACGAUUUAUUUGGUUGCUAAAAGAAUUAAAGAUUAGAUAUAUACCAGCAAAGAAAACAGUGCGUGUUAGUAAAAGACAGAAUAGAAUAAAUGAAAAUCAGACCAUUUCAGAUGAUAUAAGGAAUAAAAAAGAAGAAGAAUUACGCCUAGUACUGGAACGUGAGAAAGAAGAGUAUUUGAUGAAUAAAGAGAAGAUUCUGGAAGACAUAGAGAAAGAAAUUGAGGAAUACGGUUUAAAUAAAGAAGAAAUUUUACAAAAUGUGGAAAAUAUUCGUGUUGCCAGGGAAACACCUCCUGAACCGGUUAGAACAGGUUUUGCUAGUUUGAAAGAUUGGUCAUAUCCGAAGGUCCCACCAAGAUUUUUUAAAUUAAAAUAAUAAAAAGUUA
Molecule: messenger RNA, 1028 nt
Organism: Mytilus californianus (California mussel)
Lineage: Eukaryota; Metazoa; Mollusca; Bivalvia; Mytilida; Mytilidae
Product: 28S ribosomal protein S15, mitochondrial-like
Exons: 7
Coding region: 2-1018 (338 amino acids)
Biological process (GO): translation
Cellular component (GO): ribosome
Molecular function (GO): structural constituent of ribosome
Source: RefSeq, a predicted model, not a curated record